Porites lobata is the source of this 3267-nucleotide messenger RNA. The record is from the annotation of a GenBank genome assembly. Lineage: Eukaryota; Metazoa; Cnidaria; Anthozoa; Scleractinia; Poritidae.
AUGCAAAGGCAAUCAAAAAGUACCCCAACUGUAUCACUUCAAUAUGUUGGCAUAAAACUUAAAGACCUAAUCGUUCAGUACCUUCAUAGUAACUCAAGCAAUCAUCUGGUAGUUGCUUGUGUACUAGGCAAGGAAGCAACCAUUUGUGAGCUUAAACCGAAGGCACAGGAAAUAAACUGUGGUGAGCCGAAGCUUUAUGGUAUGGCACCUUUACACCUGGCUUGCCUAUUUGGACACCAGGAAGUAGUCAAUACUCUUCUUGAGUAUGGAGCAGAUGUAAAUUUGCGAGUCGAAAACACUGUUGCAAAGGAAACUCCAAUACAUAUUGCAGCUGGAAAUGGCUAUGGUGAGAUUGUGAAGGGACUACUUAUAAAAGGUGCUGAUCCAAAUACUAUUGCAUCAAACCACUUGAAAACACCCUUGCAUGUAGCAGUUAGUGAAGGCCACCUAGAUGUCGUCAAAAGUUUACUCCUAGGUGGGGCAGUGACUGAUGUUUCAAGACCUACUACGCUGAGUAAAUUUGCCUCCUGGUGCAGUCCACUUCACAUUGCAUGUAGGAAAGGACAUCUUGAAAUUAUUAAAGUCCUCAUUCAAAAUGGAGCCAAAAUUGAUGCCAAAACAGAAGACCCAAGAGGUGUUACUGCUUUGCACGAGUCUGUGAGCAGCAACCAAAUUGAUGUUGUGAAAUAUUUGAUUGAGCAUGGAGUGAAACUGGACAUUUUUGAUAUCAGUGGUUUCAGUCCAUUACACGCUGCUGCAAAACAUGGUUAUACAGAUGUAAUGGAUUUGUUGUUAAAGGCAGGCAUGACAGCUGACCUCUAUUGUGUUGACCCAAUACAUACACCCCUUGUCACUUCAAUCAUAUCUGGGCAAUAUAGUUCUGUCAAAACUCUCCUUGAGGCGGGUUCGAAAGUGGAUGGUGUUCUGAAUGAUGGUGCACCAUUGCAUCAGGCCAUACGUCGCGAGCCCACCAAUCUUCCCAUCAUUGAGCUUUUGGUUUCAUUUGGUGCCAGUGAACAUGUUCCUGAUGAAAUAGGCUAUUUCCCUCUCCACUGUGCAGCAUACUAUGGACAGUAUGAAAUAGCAGACUUUUUCCUGCAGCGUGGUCACAAUCAAAACCAGUUGUCUGAGAGUCCUGACGACAUUGGUCAGUGUGAGACAGCCCUUCACUGCGCCAUCUAUGGUGACAACCCGGAUGUCGUGCGGCUUCUUGUCAAGGCAGGUGCUUGUGUAAACUCUCAAGCCCAGCCUGGAAAACAGACACCUAUAUAUCAUGCUGUAUUAAACCGGAAGAUUGGAAUCGUAGAUCAAUUGAUCAGUCUUGGUGCAGACGUCAAUUUUACAGAUGCAUCUCAUGCAACACCACUUCAUCAUGCCGUAUGUGGUCAAAAUAAUGAAAUUGUAAGAAUGCUAAUUCAAAAUGGUGCAUUUCUAGAGGCCAAGACUCUCUGCGAUGACUUGACCCCUUUGCAUAUUGCAACAAUAGAUGGCACAGAUGACUCUGUUAUGUUGUUGAUUGACUUGGGCGCAUCUGUAAACGAAUCAUCUGCACAUGGUGAAACGUCUUUACAUUUCGCUGCUGAAUUAAACUUUGUCCAGAAAGCUGAGACCUUUUUACAAAAUGGUGCAGAUGUGAACUCAAGUGAUUGCAAUGGAACUACUCCCCUACAUCUUGCAUCAGGAAAAGGAUAUGAUGCCUUGGUUAAGCUUUUGUGCAAACAAGAAGAGGUCAAAAUUGAUUUAGUGGAUUGUGAUGGCAUAACACCCUUGCACUUGGCUGCUUUCAAUGGUCAUAAAACAGUUGUCCAGAUCCUUCUCGAUGCAGGCGCAGAUCAUAACAUGACGUGCAAUGGGGAAUCAAUUUGCAACAUAUGCUGUCGGAGAGGUUCUACUGAUGUGACACAACUUUUAUCAGGAUUCCAGGCAACUACGCAAUCUGUCAAAAAUAGUGAGCAAACUCAUUCCGUGACUCUGCCAAGGUAUUUAAUGACAGUCUUAGAUACAGAUGGCAUCGGAAGGAGUCCACAAUCAAAUCAGGCACGCCAUAUUAUCUGCGUUGUAACUGCUUUCAUAAAAGACCUGAUGAAAGCUGUUGGAGAAGCUGACCCACGUUUUGCUUGUGAAGUCACCUUAUCAGGGAGUAAUGCUGAAUCCUGCAAAGUUGGGGAGCCCAAUGAGUUCGACUUUAUGUUCUAUUUGCCAUCCUUAGCUGAAAACUUUGCACCAUCCUAUACCCCUGACGACGCGCCAGGCUACUGCAAAGUUGAAUUUAAAAAAGGCAAGGACAGUGAACUCGUGAGAGACUUGUUAAAGGAUGGCAAAUAUCUCUUCCCGCAGAGAAUCAAAGCCUGUCUCUUCAGCUUGAUUGAAGAUGUAUUCUUAUCUAAGAGGGUCAAGGUUCCACAAGAAAUUCGCUUUUAUCUCCAGGAAUUUUUGCCAAACAGUAGUAAACAUAGAAUAGUCAGUGAAAUCAAACCGGGUUUUAUUUUGCACUUCGAAUGGAGACGGGGAUUGUACACAGGUAUGCAGAUAACAGCUGACGUGAUUCCUACUCUGCCCUUUGCCUAUCAUAACGAGGUUUCACUGAAUUACACCACCCAAUCGCGAGACGUCUUGUCAGGAAUGGAAAACUCGGGCGCUGCUUUGGAAGCUAGUUUAUCCACACUGUAUCUAAUCCCAACACCAAUCUCAAGGCAUGCUACACAUUCCUUUGAAAACGUAGUUUGGCGCAUCUCUACUUCCAAACUGGAAACGAAGAUCCUUCGAGGAGUAGCUGAGUGUAAGAGGAACACAUACAUUCUUGGAAAGGUCCUUCUACAACGCAGUGGACAAGUGCCUGAUACAGAUGGACUUGGAUCUUGUGCAUAUUAUGUACACACCUAUCUUUUGAAAACUGCAUUUCUGUAUGAACUGGCAAGAGUUCCAGCGGACGAAGAAUGGGAGAGAGGUAACGCCGUCACCAGGUUGUUGCAAAUAUUUGAACUCUUAAAGAAGAACAUCAAAUCUGGAUGUGUGAAUUCCUUCUUCUUCAAGGAAUACAAUCUUGUUGUCACUGAGAACACCGUAACCGAGAUAAACGCUAGAAUUUGGAUAAUAGAUGCAAUACUGUUAUUUCUUUCUGGCAAAUAUGACUUGCAGCUGGAACAAAACGAACCCCAGAGUCUUGAAAAGAUGCUACAAGAUCAAAGACCAGGGUCUAUUUCCACCAGGGAGGUGAAUAAGUCACAAAGGCAAGAAUUGUCCAGCUCUAAGAAUUUACUCUCUUAG